AUGGUCGAGAUUACAGAGGCAAUAUAUAACACCGACCUGGACUACCCCAUAGCUUCAACUGUGGACCCUGAGAACUCCUAUACGCCCUACGAACAGAGACCAGAGACUUACAUAGUUCCUGUGCUAUUCUUCAUCAUCUUCAUUGUAGGGGUUUUGGGAAAUGGAACACUAGUUAUCAUUUUUCUUCGACAUAGAGCUAUGAGGAAUGUUCCAAACACAUAUAUUUUCUCGCUGGCUUUGGCGGACCUGCUGGUAAUCAUCACUGUCAUUCCCUUCACGUCCAUUCUCUAUACGGUGGAAUCUUGGCCAUGGGGCGUCGUGGUGUGUAAAGUCGCCGAAACCGCCAAGGACAUCAGCAUUGGAGUGUCCGUCUUCACACUCACUGCCCUCUCGGCAGAGAGGUAUUGCGCCAUCGUAAAUCCUCUAAGAAGAUUGCAGACUAAACCCUUGACAGUGAUCAGUGCAGGAAUGAUCUGGUUGUUGGCCACAGGAUUUGCCCUCCCUGAUGCUAUUUGCUCUAGGCUGAAUCACGUCGUUAUACCAGACAGCAACAAGACGAUCACUUUCUGCUCCCCCUUCCCGAACAUCACCAACUUCGAGACGUACGCGCAGUACAACAUCGCAAUCAAGUCACUGAUCUACUACUUCAUCCCCCUGACCAUAAUCGCCUUCUUCUACGUGUUGAUGGCCAUACGACUCCACCACAGCGCCAACGAGAUGCCAGGAGAGAUCAGAGGAACCCAGAGCGUGGCUCAAGCCAGAGCCAGGAGACACGUGGCCAGGAUGGUGCUCAUAUUUGUAUUCUUGUUUUUCAUCUGUUUCCUGCCUCAUCACGUCUUCAUGCUGUGGUUCCACCUCUACCCCAACGCGCAGGAGGAGUACAACGACUGGUGGCAUGCCCUGCGGAUAAUAGGAUUCUGUCUGAGCUUCCUGAACUCCUGCGUCAAUCCCGUGGCACUCUACUGCGUGAGUGGCGUUUUCAGAGCCCACUUCAACCGUUAUUUGUGCUGCAGGGAUCCGAGGUGGCCUAGGAACACCCUCUCCGCCGCCAACUGCGAGACGAGCUUCAAUUCGACCUACAGGAGGCACACACAGCUUAAAUAUUUUAUUAGAAGAUUAGGUAACACCACGUUGGACAACCAAAGCAUCUAUAGAAAAGGCACUAUAGCUAGGAAAAAUCUGGACGAUACCACCUCUCUGACCUUAACAAUAGCGAACAAGAACGACAUCAACGAAGUGGGGAUCAAGAACACCAUGAUCCUGCGCAGCGAGAUGGAGAUAGACAAGGGCGGGUACUGCAGCUGA
This is a messenger RNA of Anoplophora glabripennis (Asian longhorned beetle), 1305 nucleotides long. Its product is annotated as neuropeptide CCHamide-2 receptor-like. The coding region runs from base 1 to 1305 and encodes 434 amino acids. Gene Ontology annotation, biological process: G protein-coupled receptor signaling pathway. NCBI's taxonomy places the organism in Eukaryota, Metazoa, Arthropoda, Insecta, Coleoptera, Cerambycidae. Gene Ontology annotation, molecular function: G protein-coupled receptor activity. The record is from RefSeq and is a predicted model, not a curated record. The transcript is spliced from 9 exons. Gene Ontology annotation, cellular component: membrane.